Messenger RNA from Zea mays, 1160 nucleotides. RefSeq lists its product as uncharacterized. Gene Ontology annotation, biological process: defense response to other organism. Bases 205 to 882 code for a protein of 225 amino acids. The record is from RefSeq and is marked validated. NCBI's taxonomy places the organism in Eukaryota, Viridiplantae, Streptophyta, Magnoliopsida, Poales, Poaceae. The transcript has 2 exons. Gene Ontology annotation, cellular component: plasma membrane; plasmodesma.
GUUCAUUCAUUAUUAGUACGGUACCGGGUUGGAGUAAUUAAAAGGCCACCCUCCACUCGCACCACCACACUUUAGCUCCCCACUGCUAUAGGCAGCCCACAUGCGCGCACACUCCUAAGCUAGCUAUAGCAGCAAGGCAGCCAGCUGAGCUCAGAGCUCCCAGUCCAGCGCCGGCGCCACCACCGCAGCUGCUCGCUGGUCACCAUGAGCAAGGAGAAGCACCACCGCGACUGGAUCCUCCGGCGCUGCUGCGGCUCCAUCGCCGCCUGCAUCCUGACGCUGGCCGUCGUCGUAGGCUUCAUCGUGCUCGUCAUCUACCUGGCGCUGCGCCCCUCCAAGCCGUCCUUCUACCUGCAGGACGUGCAGCUGCGCUCCAUCGACCUCAGCGACCCGGCGCUCUCCCUCGACCUCCAGGUGACGAUCGCGUCGCGGAACCCGAACGAGCGGGUGGGCGUGUACUACAAGACGCUGGACGCGUUCACCACGUACCGCGACGAGGCGGUGACGGUACCCGUGUCGAUGCCGGCGAUCUACCAGGGCCACAAGGACGUGUCGGUGUGGUCGCCGGUCAUGUCGGGCGACGCGGUCCCCGUGGCGCAGUACGUGGCGGACGCCAUGAAGCAGGACAUCGAGGCGGGAUACGUGCUGCUCCACGUCAGGGUGGACGGCCGCGUCAAGUGGAAGGUCGGCAGCUGGGUCUCGGGCAGCUACCACCUCUUCGUCAACUGCCCCGCGCUGCUCGCCACCAGCGGCAGCGCCGGCGCCGCCGCCGGCGGAGGCGUCUUCGCCGCCAGCGCCGCGUCCGGGGUAGUCCCCGCCGGCGUCAACACCACCGUCUCCCUCAAGUUCACGCACCCGGCCGACUGCACCGUCGACGUGUGAGUCGUCGCUGCGCCACGAGCCCACGACGACGACCGGCGCGCGCUUCGUUCGUUCGUUUUCGUUCGUACUGGCUAGUGCGGCGCGGGGGAUCAACAUCGCCCCCUCGCUCGCGCGGUUAUCGAGCAAUUAGUUUUUCUUUUGUAGCAAAUGUUCGUUCUCAUAUAUUUUCCCUUCCGAAGCUGUGCAGAAAUAAGUUAAUAAGCUAUACAUACAUAUACAUGUGUACUAGAUUUGCUAUAUAUUAUUACCCCAUAUAUAUUUAAUAUGAAAACCUCACA